CGUCAGACCUGCUUACGAAAACGUAUGGACUGAAAGAAAGCAGGAAAAUUGUACCUUUGUUAUUAUGUUUAAUUGAAUGAAUGCUUCUCUGGUAGCGAAGGGAUCGGCGGAAUUUCCGAGAUUUAGUGUUGUAUAGGCGUUUUUAAACAACUUCAAAGACAAUGGCCUUCUUUGGGAAUUUGAUCAAAACCUUUCUGAGCUCAGAAGGGCCAUCAGGGAACACUGUUGUUGAAGUCUCAGUAUCUCAGUUUUCUAGGACGCCAGUAUAUGCAAGAGAAGACUGUCUGGUUUUAUAUGGCCCAACUCCUAACAAAAUGUAUGAGCUAGUAUUAAACAAACCAGUUGAUGAUUCCCUUACCUCAGCAUUCAGUCUCUUUAGGUUACCUGAUGUCAGUGAAGCCCAGAUCCGGUUCAUUUCCCUAAGAGAAGUGUUACCACCACUUGUGGAGCAUAUGCCACACUAUGUUGUUAACAAGCAAGGGCUUCAGACAGUUUGUGAUUUAACAAGGGAUCACCCAACCUGGAGCCCAGCUCAUAUAGCAGCCUAUUUAGGUUAUGCUAGAGUCUUCAAAAAUUCCAGUAUUGUUAAUUGUGCAGAUACAGCAGAUAUUGAGUUGAAGGAGACACCUCUUCACAUAGCAAUAAAAGAGGGUCAUAUUGAUGUCAUUCGUACCCUCCUUGAGAAGGGGGUUAGUGUUGAUGUCACUGAUGUGAAAGGAAACUCAGUGUAUCAUUUGGCUGCUGCUACAAAUGAAUCCAUAAUACAGUUAGUGACACAGAGGGAGUCUCGUCUCAUGAAUUUCCCAAAUGCAGCUGGGAAGACCCCUCUUCAUGUAGCCUGUGAGGCAGACAAGCCAGAAUGUGUGAAGGCUCUUCUCUGUGCUGGUGCUGAUGUCAAUGUAGCUGCAACUCAUGAUUCCACUUUGCCUAUUCACACAGCAAUGGCUGCAAAUAGCACCCUUUGUGCCAAAGAAAUUAUUAAGAUGUAUCCAAAUCAAUUGAAUGUGAAGGACAUGAAACAUGGAGGGACACCACUGCACUGGGCAACAUCAAGAGAAAUUAUUUCUGCUAUGGCAGACCUGGGAUGUAGCGUCAAUGCUCGAAACUUCCAUGGUCACACGGCUUUGCACAAGAUGGUGGAGCAUAAUCGGCUGUCAUGUGCAAUAACUCUUCUGAGUCUUGGAGCGGAUGUCAAUGCUGUCGAUGAGGAUGGAAAUUCCGCUCUUCACUUUGCUAUUUCACCAGCAGUCCUUCAGGCGCUCUUGGUGUUUGGUGGCAACACAAGUUUUAUCAACAAGAAGAAUGUUUCAGUUCGUCACCUUGUUGCCAGUAGCACUUAUAGGGAAAAGCCAACCAUGUUGUACAUCUUGCAUGCUGUAGGAGCUUCCCGUUGUAAAUCACGCUUUCCUGACUGCACUGAUGGUUGCUCACCUGAAGGGUCAUAUGAUGGAGUUCCUUUGAACAACGACUUAUUUUGCCGAAGCCGAAUAAGCUAUGAUGAAUUACUUGACUCUUCAAUUCUUGGUAAAACCUUGAGGGACCUGCAGUCAGAAGCUCCUCUUGGGUUUGAUGGAUUAGGCAAUUUGCCCAAAGGGGGAAGAAUAUUGUGUCUUGAUGGUGGAGGCAUAAAAGGCCUUGUCCUUAUUCAACUCCUUCAUGCCAUAGAAGAAGCAGCUGGCAGGCCUGUUUUGCAGAUGUUUGAUUGGAUAGCAGGAACAAGUACAGGGGGCAUUCUUGCUCUUGCAUUAGCUCGAGGCAAAAGUGUGCGGUAUACCCAGAGACUAUAUUUUCGUAUGAAGGACCUUGUGUUUGUUGGCAUGCGACCAUAUGAUGAAAAGCCAUUGGAGAAGAUAUUAAAGGAAGAGCUUGGUGAAGAUACCAUGAUGACUGAUAUAAAGGGACCAAAGAUAAUUGUAACUGGAGUUUUGGCAGACCGUUUCCCAGCUGAUCUUCACCUGUUUCGCAACUACACGUCAGGUGAGUCCCUGUUGCGAGCUCAGGGAGGAAAUGCAUUUACUCCAACUCCUCCACCAGAACAGCAACUUGUGUGGCGUGCGGCUAGAGCUUCAGGAGCUGCUCCAUCUUAUUUCAGGGCAUAUGGACGUUUUAUUGAUGGUGGCCUCAUAUCCAACAACCCUACACUAGAUGUUCUGACUGAAAUAGCAGAAUACAACACUUCUUUAAAUAUAAUUGGAAAAACAAAAGAAGUAGUCAAGCCAUCAGUUGUUGUAUCUCUUGGAACUGGCAAGCCUCCAGUACAGAAAGUGGAUGCAAUAGAUUGCUUCAAACCAGAGAGCAUGUGGAGUACAGUGAGGAUGGCUUUUGGCCUGUCUAAUGUGGCAAAGCUUCUUGUUGAUCAGGCAACAAUGGCAGAUAAUCGCACUGUGGAUCGAGCACGAGCUUGGUGUGGAAUGUGUGGGAUAGCUUAUUUACGACUCACCCCACAGUUAUCUCUGGAUGUGCAGCUUGAUGAGACAAGAGAUGAAGUUCUGGUUAACACACUAUGGGAAACUAUGGUGUACAUACGUUCAAGAAAAGUGCAAAUACAUCAGAUUGCAGCUUUGCUCACAGCAGGUGUACCUUCUCCUGCUGAAUAAAAGAUCUUGGUCCUUAUGUAUAGAACAUUUGGAAGGUUUAGAGGAAAAGUACGACUGGGAAAUUUAACCAUCAGAUGAUUGCUGUGUGUUUAGUUUAAGAAGUUCUAUCUCAUAAAUAAUAAGAGUAAGUUCAUUAAAAGGAUUUUAUUUCAGAAGAUUUAGAAAUGAAGAACUGUAUUUUCAUUAUUUAUAUAUAUAUUUAUUUAUUUAUUUAUUUAUUUAAUCAUUGUUUUAAUCUAUUCAAUACAAUGAUUAAAAUAUUCCAAAGAGUAAGAGGAUUUAAGAGCCAUAUAGAGCAGAAGAAUAAAUGUAAUUUAAGCUAAAGCUUUGGAGGAUAUGCUAGUUUAGAAAAUAUAGCCAGAUAUUAGACAAAGUCCCAAUAGUCCCUUUUAUGUGAUAGAAGAACAAGAAUAAUUAUUUUUUGUCAUGGUUAUUGGAUUUUUAGGAAAGAUUGGAAUGUAUAGACCUUUUUUAAGUUCUAUUGGAUCAUAAUCAAUUUAUAAUCAGGAAGUUGAAUCUGAACUAAGCAGAAGCACCUAUUUGGAAAUAGGUAUAGAAACAUAUCUUAGAAAUAUAAAUUCAGGAAGGACAAGAGAAAAGAAUUAGUAUUUCCUUGGUUUUAAAGUAUGUUUGAAGUAAUUCAUAGUAUUUGUUAAUUUGGUAAACUAUGGCUGCUCUCUAGACAAGGAGAAAGCAGACAACCCAUAGAUGAAUACAUUAAAAGAAAGGUUGAUUAUACAUACUGGGUUAUAAGCUGUCUAGUCAUGCAUCACAAGUAUGCAGGUCAUGAGAUUACUAAUAAAUCAUCAGUUUAAUAUAAGAGUUGAGGUAAAUACGGGUGCUAUCUCUCAAGACUUUACUCUUGGCCUAACCCUCACUUUCUGAUGUGAUAUUCAUGCAGGUACAAGUUGUCAAGUUUUGAGGUUUAUUGACAAUGCUGAAGAAACUAUGCAAGCUAUUAUGAAAAAAAAUAGCUUGAAUGUGUUUAACUUGUUCAAGACAUUUCAUUCAGCACUGAUUAGAAUUCAAAAUGUUUAAUACAUGAAAUAUUAGUUCUUUGAUAUUUACAUGUUUCUGCAAUGAUUCAGUCAAAAUUUAAUUUCUCAAUUUUAGUUAGAAGGGUAAUUGAACAUGCAUAAACAGCAAAUGAGAUAGAGAAAUUCAAGAACCCAAACUAAAUGGGUUUUGGUAUAUUCCAGGCUUAUAGUUGUCUGAAUUUUAUGGAGAUCAAUUAUAAUACAGGAGUACAUGAUUUUAUGUAGCAGUGAUUUUAAAGGGAAAUGCUUAUGUGAUUUUUAUUUUAGUUGCUUACAUAAACAUAUAUAUAGUGAAUAUAUAUUUCCAUCUAUAUAUAAAGUGUGUGUAAUAUAUCUCUCUGUGGCCAUAAAAAUAUGCUUAUAAUAUGUUGAAGUGAUUUUGUUUGCAUAUCUACUUUUCAAGUAGAUUUUUUUGUGGGAGAGCAUGUAAAUAAAUGAUUAUAACCCAGUGAGAAAAUGUGUAAUAUCAAUCUAGAUGUUACUAUUUGAAAACUAUAUGUAUAAUUGUUUAUUCCAUGUUUUUAAAAUGAUAUUGUAUGUGUGUAAAAUGGGAUUUUAAAAUAGGGGCAUAGUUGAUGAAAAAUAAUGAAACAUUUGGUUAUACAUAGUGUAAAAAAAAGAAAAGAAAAAGAGGAGAGUAGAAAAAAAUCAUAAAAUUAGGUUUUAUUAUAAGAUAGGACAACAGGUUUUAAAACUGGGCUUUUGUUUCCAUAAAACUUUUGCAUAUAUAUUUUUUUUUCUACCACUGUAUUGAUAUUGAUAUUCCUCAGUGAUAUGAGAAGCAACUUUGAGUUCUUUAGAAACAAAAUAAAAGAAAUCUUAGUUUCCAUGAGUAAA
Messenger RNA from Penaeus chinensis, 4471 nucleotides. It is a transcript of the gene iPLA2-VIA, whose product is annotated as 85/88 kDa calcium-independent phospholipase A2-like. Gene Ontology annotation, cellular component: mitochondrion. Lineage: Eukaryota; Metazoa; Arthropoda; Malacostraca; Decapoda; Penaeidae. The transcript is spliced from 15 exons. Gene Ontology annotation, biological process: lipid metabolic process; positive regulation of ceramide biosynthetic process. Gene Ontology annotation, molecular function: protein binding. The record is from RefSeq and is a predicted model, not a curated record. The coding region runs from base 162 to 2597 and encodes 811 amino acids.